UAAUUUAGCAGAAGAGAGAAGCUUCAUGCCCAGGCUCUAAUAUCCAUGUUUUCUUUCCUUUGCAGAACCUCCAGGCACCAAGAUGUUCUUUACUUGUGGCCCCAAUGAGGCCAUGGUUGUCUCAGGUUUCUGCCGCAGCCCCCCAGUCAUGAUAGCUGGAGGCCGAGUGUUUGUGAUGCCGUGUAUCCAGCAGAUACAGAGGAUUUCACUGAAUACUCUGACGCUUAAUGUGAGGAGUGAAAAGGUUUACACCCGGCAUGGAGUUCCCAUCUCUGUCACUGGAAUCGCCCAGGUGAAGAUCCAAGGACAGAACAAGGAGAUGCUGUCUGCUGCUUGCCAAAUGUUCCUGGGCAAGACAGAGUCUGAGAUUGCCCAAAUUGCCCUGGAGACUCUGGAAGGUCAUCAGAGAGCCAUCAUGGCCCAUAUGACAGUAGAGGAAAUUUACAAGGACCGGCAGAAGUUCUCAGAGCAGGUUUUCAAAGUUGCUUCUUCUGAUCUAGUCAACAUGGGGAUCAGUGUGGUCAGCUACACCCUCAAAGACAUCCAUGAUGAUCAGGAUUAUCUUCACUCUCUGGGGAAGGCCCGAACCGCCCAGGUUCAGAAGGAUGCCCGGAUUGGAGAAGCUGAAGCCAAGAGAGAUGCUGGCAUCAAGGAAGCUAAGGCCAAGCAAGAGAAAUUGUCUGCUCAGUACCUGAAUGAAAUUGAAAUGGCCAAGGCUCAGCGGGAUUACGAGCUGAAGAAAGCGGCCUAUGAUAUCGAGGUGAACACAAGGAAAGCUGAAUCUGACUUGGCGUAUCAGCUGCAGGUAGCCAAGACAAAGCAGAAGAUUGAGGAGCAGAAGAUGCAGGUGCUGGUGGUGGAGCGAGCCCAACAGAUUCAAAUCCAGGAGCAAGAGAUCAUCUGCAAGGAGCGGGAAUUAGAGUCAAAGGUCAAGAAGCCUGCUGAAGCCGAGCGCUUCCGGCUGGAGAAACUGGCUGAAGCUGAGAGGUCCCAGCUGAUCAUGAAGGCCGAGGCUGAGGCAGAGUCUGUCAGGGUAAAGGGUGAGGCUCGGGCCUACGCUAUCGAGGCCAAAGCCCGGGCCGAUGCCGAGCAGAUGGCCAAGAAGGCAGAGGCCUUUCAGCAGUACCAAGAGGCAGCCAUGGUGGACAUGCUCCUGGAGAAGAUUCCGGAGGUGGCUGAAGAAAUCAGCAAGCCCUUGACCUCGGUGAAGAAGAUAACAAUGGUGUCCAGUGGGACUGGAGAUGUGGGAGCUGCCAAGAUCACGGGGGAGGUCCUAGAAAUCAUGAACAAACUGCCUGACACCGUUGAGAAACUCACCGGCGUUAGCAUCUCUCAGCAGAUAAACCAGAAGAAGCCAGGACGAAUGAACUAAAUGCUGAAGAUUUUGGGGAAGUGGGUGGGGAUCCUUCGUGAGCAUGAACUCCUAUGGUCCUAGUCUGUAUGUGUUCAUAUAUAGAGAUCUUCCCCAUCAAGAGACCCACCCACCUCCCAAAGAUUGCCAGACCUUUAUGGACAGAAGUGUUGCAUGUUGGCCAACGCUCCUCAACACCGCUGAGGUCUCGUGCACCCAUUGUGUCCCUGUGACACCCCAGUGUGUACAUUAGGGUAUCCCAGCACCCACUGCAUCUAGUAAAGCAUGGUUAUGUUGAUCCCAUUCGCGCUAAAUCCACUACAAUGCAUAAUCACGUUUCACUCAGUUAAGCUCUGUUCUUGGUUUGUUGGCUGGACACUGCUGGACACUAAGCUUCUUAAAAGAUGCAUCUCUUUAAGAAUUUAAGAAAGCGUCGACUUCUAGAAUUCUUGGGAAGGCAACAAGAAUGGAGGUUGGAUGAUGGUGAAAAAUGGAGGCUGAAGCUUGUUGCUGGAUUGUUUGCUACAAAGAUUUGUAACUGCUGAGAUCCAAUGCUGGGUUUUUGUUUUGUUUUUGUUUUGGAGGGAGGGUUCUCCCAAGGCACUGUUACCAAUCUGUGAAGAAAUUUUAGGGGGGCAAUUUUUCAGUGCUGAAAAAAGGUGGGCAAGGACUUCUGUAAGUAGAUCCACAUCAGACCACCUAUAUUUCCCCAUGUACACACUUCCGUGCCUGUCCAACCCCUUCUUUUGUGCCAUAAAUUCUGGGUGCUGUGCCCCACUAAAAUGCUCCACUUGGCCAAACCUUCCCCCCAAAAAAACUUUCUUGUCCUUGUUUCUGUUCCCUUUCCCCCCAGUAAGAUCUCUUUUUAAGGAGUGUGUGUUUACAGAGGCUUUCCUGAACAGAAACCCAGAAGUGCAGGAAAUCAGCAAAGUGGAAGUGUGCAAGAAGCCUGUGCCAUUUUCUUUCUUGUGUUGUGAAUUGGAGGUUGACUGCUGUGGGGGGGAAAUUCUGGUAAGUGUAUAUUGCAGAGGCAAACAUGGAUGCAGGAUGUGCUUUUGUUUCUUCUUACAGUCAUUAUCUGGAUGUGCCUUAUAUCUCUUUAACUUCUGGAACAAUCGUGCACCACCGCCACCAUUCCCACGUCUGGGGGCAAAACGUGUGCUUCUUAAGAACUGGAAUAUGCAAUCAAAAGAAGCCUGUGGAAUAGUCUCAGGGGACUGUACCAUUUCCACUUGGGGAGGUCCCACAGGAAUAUGCAUGCUCUCCGCAGAAAGCUAACAUACUUUCCCUCUAGUUUUCUGCAUGCAUGUGGUGUAACAAGGGAGAGCAUUCAAACAGGUGAUUCCUCCAGCUCACAGGUCAAAAUUGGAACUUUGCACUCGGCUGCGAGUAGUCUCUCCUACCUUCAUUUGACUUCAGUCAGAAGGUAUUAGAACCACUUCUGCUGUCUGACUGCAGGACCGUUACGCUUAAGCUGAGCUUUGUACCCUCCCAAGUCAGGCUGCUGUGAGCCACCCUUCAAUUUACCAGUCUGAGCUGUGAGUGAACAGGCCCCUCUCUGUUUCCUCCUGUCUGUGUGUCCCAAACUGUGACCCUCUCCCCACACACUAUUCACUGCAUAAAUAAAGUAUGCUCAAUCUGUUUGCAGUCACUUUAUAGGGACCCAGAGUUGGUAUCCUGUGUAACUGUGAUGGGAAAGUCAAAUCUUUCUAUCUGAGCCUUUGCCUUGCUUGCUGUGUUGUGAAACCUCAGUUCGGUGCCUUGUCUACCAAAGGAGGAGGAUUUGCCUCCCUCCACCGUUCUGCUGCUGAACUGCUCAGCUUAUAAUAAAACCCAAUGUUAUUGCC
This is a messenger RNA of Heteronotia binoei (common prickly gecko), 3198 nucleotides long. RefSeq names its product flotillin 1 (gene FLOT1). The record is from RefSeq and is a predicted model, not a curated record. Lineage: Eukaryota; Metazoa; Chordata; Lepidosauria; Squamata; Gekkonidae. The transcript is spliced from 12 exons. Gene Ontology annotation, biological process: positive regulation of endocytosis; positive regulation of cell-cell adhesion mediated by cadherin; protein localization to plasma membrane. Bases 83 to 1372 code for a protein of 429 amino acids. Gene Ontology annotation, cellular component: plasma membrane.